Acanthochromis polyacanthus (spiny chromis) is the source of this 7001-nucleotide messenger RNA. It is a transcript of the gene tead1a, whose product is annotated as TEA domain family member 1a. Gene Ontology annotation, biological process: regulation of transcription by RNA polymerase II; embryonic organ development; hippo signaling. The record is from RefSeq and is a predicted model, not a curated record. Gene Ontology annotation, molecular function: DNA-binding transcription factor activity, RNA polymerase II-specific; RNA polymerase II cis-regulatory region sequence-specific DNA binding. Lineage: Eukaryota; Metazoa; Chordata; Actinopteri; Pomacentridae. Gene Ontology annotation, cellular component: transcription regulator complex.
UUAAGCUAACAGCCUCCACUUUGUAGCCGUCUGCAGCUGGCUGCUCCGCUGGGAGUUAAUUAUUGGUGUUAUCAACUCGUUUUAGCUCGAGUUUACAAUUAGCGUUGAUCAUCUCCCGGCCGUCAAACCGUCACGUGGGGACACUCGGCCGCCAGGAUGGAUCGCAGUAGCUGGAGCGGCAGUGAGAGUCCAGGCGAGGACAUGGACAGACUGAGCGACUCUGGAGGGGAUAAGACCAUGGAUGGAGACCCCGAGGGCGUCUAGCCCGACAUCGAGCAGAGCUUCCAGGAGGCCCUGGCCAUCUACCCGCCUGUGGGAGAGGAGAUCAUUCUGUCGGACGAAGGGAAGAUGUACGGUCGCAACGAGCUGAUAGCCAGAUACAUCAAGCUGAGGACGGGGAAGACGCGAACGAGGAAACAGGUAUCCAGUCACAUCCAGGUCUUGGCCAGAAGGAAAUCCAGGGAGUUCCAGUCCAAACUAAAGGACCAGAAUGCGAAGGAGAAGGCGCUGCAGAGCAUCUCCUCCAUGUCCUCGGCUCAGAUCGUCUCGGCGACAGCCAUCCACAGCAAGCUGCUGCCGGGCAUCGUACGAGCCAGCUUCCCCGGCAACGCACAGCUGUGGCAGGGGAUGAUUCCUGGAGGACAGUCCAGCUCCACCACAGAAGACAUCAAGCCGUUCUCCCAGCAGGCCUACUCGGUGCAGACGGCAGGAACCACCACCAUCUCAGGCUACGAGCCGCCGGCUGCAGCCCAGACGCACCGAGAGCCGGCCUGGCAGGGACGCUCCAUCGGCACCACCAAACUACGACUGGUGGAGUUCUCGUCCUUCCUGGAGACGCAGCGCGACCAGGAGGCGUACAACAAACAUCUGUUCGUCCACAUCAGCCAGAACAGUCCGACCUACAGCGACCCGCUGCUCGAGUGCGUCGACAUCCGGCAAAUCUACGACAAGUUCCCCGAGAAGAAGGGCGGCCUGAAGGAACUGUUUGGGAAGGGUCCCCAGAACGCCUUCUACCUGAUCAAGUUCUGGGCCGACCUGAACUACAACGUGCAGGACGACCCGGCUGCCUUCUACGGAGUCACCAGCCAAUACGAGAGCUCCGAGAACAUGACCAUCACCUGCUCCACCAAGGUGUGCUCCUUCGGCAAGCAGGUGGUGGAGAAGGUCGAGACGGAGUACGCGAGGUUUGAAAACGGACGCUUCGUCUACAGAAUCAGUCGCUCUCCGAUGUGUGAAUACAUGAUCAACUUCAUCCACAAGCUCAAACACCUGCCUGAGAAGUACAUGAUGAACAGUGUGCUGGAGAACUUCACUAUUCUGCUGGUGGUGAGCAACAGAGACACUCAGGAGACGUUGCUGUGUAUGGCCUGUGUGUUCGAGGUUUCCAACAACGAACACGGAGCACAGCACCACAUCUACCGGCUCAUCAAGGAAUAGCAGCGAGCACCACAGCAACAAACACAUUUAUGGCCUUCGCUUGGUGAUUUAAUGGUGACGUCGGAAGUAAAAAAUGUCUGAAAAACGGAAUUUCUCUCAGCCAAACAAGUUAGUGAAGAAGGAAGAUGGCUGCAUGCUCACUGCUAGAACGUAAUAAAACGGGGUAGAUCUCAAUUAACACCAGAAACUGCUCAGUGUGCUGCAGAAUCCUCCUCGACGGGAUUCAUUUCAGCACACGAAAUAUUAACUGGGAGCUGCCGACCGGUGGCUCAUUAGCUGUAAAAGCACAGUGGCAACGCAGCCGUAGAAACGCAGCAGAAUCGACCUGGGAGGUUUUUCCCGAGAACAUCGUGACUCUGAUACCACCAGGAGAUGUCGCGUCUCCUGCUGAUUACUUUCUUCCCCUCGUUCUCUUGUUUAAUUUGUAAUUUUUGCUCUUCUGAUGAUGGAAGUGGUAUCUCUGUCGUGUUUAAUUUGGGAAAGACAACCCAGUCGAAAGGGAGAAAGAUCUCACAAUUUGGCACGACGGCCCAACGACGAAAACGAUCCCACCGAGAUAGCUCUGAAGGUCAGACCCUGUGUAUCGCCAGUAAACAGAGAGGAAAUAACAGUUACUGCAUUAUCAUAUAGUAGAAUAUAGAGGUGGGUUUGUACAGAUAGACACACAAAAGAAGAGGUUUGUCCCAAAGAAAAGGAAAUCUAAUUUUUACCUUUUGUGUGUUUUUCUUGAGGAAAUAAAAAAAUAGCUUCUAAACUUUGGGAAAUUGUUUAUGGAUAGUAGCAUAUAGACUAUAUUUUAAUUCCACGAUCACUAUCUAAAAUUUAUCUUAUUAAACUAUAAGUAAAAUUAAACGAUUCAGGUACCUUUUUGUGCAAAAGAUGACUCUUUGUCUAGAUUCAAACAAGAAAGACCACAAUAAAAUUAGAGUCCUUAAGGUUUCAGUCCUGGUUGAGAGGAGUUUGGUGAUUUAUUGAUCAGAGGAAUCAAACAGAUUCAUGUCGUUAAUUUGAUUUAUACUGUUGCGUUUAGUUUACAAAAGUCUGUUGUUAGCAUUUAUUCUCUGUUAGUCUGCAAUUACACCACAGAACACUAGUUAGCAGUGAGGAUUUUAUGCCACUGUGUUGAAUUUCUGCAUUUCUGUCAAGCAGCUGAGUUUGAAACAGCUGAAAAUGUUGGAAUAAACAAACUUUUACUGAAGAACGACUGACAGAGCUAUGAAAAGUUAUCCUUUAGCAUCAUGAGCACGUCAGAUAUACUUACAGUCUGUUAGAUAUUAAUCUUCAUCUCAUAAAAACACUAUUUUACAUGUGUAAACUUGGUACACUACAACCAAGCAGGCCAGUCACUGCUUUUGUGCUAAUUUUGCCGCUACAUGCUACAUUUCUGGGAAGAUACGGAUCAAGCUAAGCUGUAGAGCUACUGACGAAAUAAAUCAGACUUUAUUGUUGCGACAUUUAAGUAUUUAGUAACUUUAGCAGGGAUUAGCUAAUCGUUUAACUAGCAAAUGAUAAUUUAACUGAGUAAAAAUAAGAAAAAGAAGAAGGUCGUGCAUGUCUGUAAAUGUAUCAUAGAUCAGCUGUAGUACGUGGUUGUUCCACCAGGUGGAGCCUCUUAUUGUUUAGGAGACCAGAGGAAGCAUCACUCAGACUACAGUUCAUGUUAAAGCAGAGAGCAUUGUGGGACUUUAGCUAGCAACAGGGCAGGAUAACAAAGACUUGAGUGGUGGUUAAUGACUCCUAUUACUGGGAGAUUAAGUCAGCUUUACUGAAAAAGUCGCGUAUUUGUGGCUACAGCAAUCUUAUCUGCAUAUGAUAUGUGUCUGGUGUCUCAUUUGCAUUAAUCAUAAAUUGAUCGUUGAUUGAUUUUAGACUGCCAACUAUCAGGAAAUGUUAAGAAAACGCUGAAAAAAGAAGGUCAUGCAUGUCAAAUCUUUACCUUUUUGUCUGUAAAUGUAAAAGCAAUGAAUGGAUACUCCUGAAAAAUAAAUGAUCCGUAAUCAGGACGAUCUUAAGGAUUCUAAUUUUAAAUACAUCUUGGUCAGUCCAUUGAAGAGCACUGUGAAUUAAAAAAAACUGUACAUUAUUCAUGGUGUAUCCACCUUUAACACUUUUAUGACCUGGAUCUCUUUACAAAUGAAGUCUAGCUUAGUGAAGUGUUCUUAUACCAGCUAAUUUGAGCUUUAACUCACCCGUACUGCCAAAAGAGACUGAAAUAUUGAGUUAAAUUUUAGAUUAUAGGCCGCCCUGACCAGGAGACUUCGGCACCUCGGUGGCGUUUUAACUCGCGUUUCCCUUCAGAAAGUCCACGUUGUGAAAGAUUCCGUCAGAAUUAAAGUCGUUUAUUAAUCAAAAACCAAAAACUGUCGGCGGGUGGAGCUGUAGCAGGGGUGGUCUGGCGGUCGGUCGGUCGGUCGGUGAAGUGCCUUUUGGCUGGAGACAGCAGGAGACGUUUCUGUUUCGCUAAAGUCUUGAUAAUUUGGUGUUUGUAGAAAAGAGAAAAAAGCCUUUUAGUGUUUGUCAAGAACACACAGUUCAGUCUCACAUGCUGGAGCCAAUUAUCUGAAUUUCAUAUGAGAAAGUUUGUUUUUUUUAACGUAAUUUGUGGACAUUUGCAGCGAAACAUCCGAGAAAAUCUGUUUUUAUUUCCCUGUAGAUGUCACACUGUUGUUCACUUCUAUCUGAUAGCAGCGUUUACAGGAAUCUGUUCCACAUGUUUGUGGAGAAAGAGCUUCACACUGAAUACGAUCUGGUGCCUCGUUCAUUCACUUAUAAAACACUAAUUCUGACUUCCCUACUGUGGGAUGAUUUAUGAAGAUCUGGGACUUUGUUGAUCACAAAGUGAAGAAAUCUGCUUGAAGGUUUGUUCAUAAAGUAGGAAGACGUCCUUCUGUCUUUAGAAGCUUUUAGAAGUAACAGUCAACAGAAUACUGAUACUGCUUUUUAAUUAAGACAUUUUUUUUAUCAUUUCAACUCAUUAAAAGGGGUUUUCCAUCUCAAAUGAUCAAAUUAUUAGAAAAGUUUCUGCUCGACUAUCUCUGAUUGACUAAAAACUUUUUUUCCGUAAUAAAUUAUAGAUAUUUGUGAAGUUUUAGAUUGAGAUUUUUUUUUAGCAUUUAAAUUACCCAUCGAUCCACUGUCAGCGGGUUUUCGGAAAGUAAAAUAAGUAAAAGUUCAUUCAAAAUGGGCUCUAAAAAUAAAAAUAUCCUCAUAUAAUAUAAGUUAUAUGUAGAAAACCACUUUGAAACUCCAGAGCUCUGUUUUGGAUCAAUCUAUCUGUCAAAAUUUUUGUUUUUUGUGGUACAACAAACCUGCUCAAUAAGUUAACAUCAUAGUGUGUAGCACGGUGGUGGCAUCAUCAUAAUGUGAAGCAUGGUGGUGGCAUCAUCAUAAUGUGAAGCAUGGUGGUGGCAGCAUCAUGAUAUAAAGCACGGUGGUGACAUCAUAAAAUGAAGCGUGGUGCAGAAAAAUACUAUAAUAAAAUGUCAGGAAAUUGUCUAAAAUUUUAUAUAUGCAAUACUAUAUAAAAUGGGUUGAUAAAAUGAUGUAAAGGAUUUUUAAAAAUAUUUAUAAAAUGUCCCACAAAUACGACAACAAAUUUGUAUCUUCUUUCAUGUUCUGAAUCAGUGACAUGAUCAGAAAUAACUGUGGAAAUUUCAGGUUUUUAUCUCUAAUGCUUUGAGAUACUGUUACUCAGACUCAAAAUUCACAUUUAAAUGUGCAAAAAAAAACUAAGUGGGUCGACGGGAAAUUUUAUUUUUGCAUAUAUAUGAAGCAAAAAAUUCCACAAAUAUCUUUACAAAUAUCCAAAUUUUCUGCUGUAAUGUUUUCAGGAAAAUUAGAGAUGGUUGAGUAAAAAUUGUGCUCAUAAUUUGUUGAUUAAAAAGGUAAAAAAACAAACUACAGAUUAAAUUCCUUUGUGUAAAUGAUCGAGGCCCAGAAACUUUCAUGUGUUCUAAUAAUGGAAGAACAUUGUUUGAAGCUCAGCGGGUUUUAUUUCCAGUGUGACCAGCUGAGAUGUUAGGAGGCGUCCAGAAGAUCCAGUAACUUCUAGAAAACUCCUGAAAUAAGACGUUUUAGUCCGAACUGUUCAUCUGGUAAAAAUAUAUUUAACAAAUAACUGAGGAGCAGUUUAAAUGCAUUUUCUCAGGGGCUGAACCCAGAAAUAUUCAUUUAAGGCUGGUAAUUAUCAGGUAGUCAAUUAAUUGGCACUAAGAAUUUAACCCAGUAGAAUUAUAUUAGCAGAAAAAAGAACGUCACACAUGUCAGUAAAUGUAGAUCAGCUGUAGUUCCUGGUUGUUCCACCAGGUGGAGCCUCUUCCUCUUUCAUACUGUAGAGACCAGAGGAGGCGUCACUCAGACUGCAGUUCAUGUUAAAGCAGAGAGCAUUGUGGGAGUUUAGCAGCAACGGGCACCAUGACAAAGACUUCAGUGAUGAUUAAUGACUCCUAUUAUGUCAGUACGUCUAAAAAAAGUCACGUAUUUGUGACUAAAAAAAGCCUAUCUGCAUCUGAAAUGUCUCCUGUAUCUAAUCACAUUAAUUAUUAAUUGAUCAUUGAUUGAUUAUAGAUUGCGAACGAUCAGGAAAUGUAAAAAAAAAAAUUAAAUCCCAACUUAAAAGUCAACUAAAAAAAAAAUCAAGGAUGUGAAAUUUUACCUUUUUGUGAGUAAAUGUAAUCUGGAUGCGACUGAGGGGCCGUUUUCAUGCAUUUUCUUCAGAAUUGUUUUAAUUUGUCUUUGUUCAAAACCACAAAAUUAUAACUCUAAAGACACUUAAGAGUGUUUCUCAGGAUUCUAACUUCCUGUGCAUCAUAAAAAGUUUCAGAAAUUUCUGAAUUUUGCAAAUGUAGAAGAGAAAAUCCAGUUGCUGUUGCAAUAAAACCUUCAGUUUGGACAUUAUUUACCACCUACUAACCAAAGACAGUCAUCUGAAGUGAUUUAUUACAAGCUUCUGCCAAAAAACCCACAUUUUUCCGGUAAACGUGGACGCCUCUUGUCAUCUCUGCUGUCAGACUGAAGGAUUCCUGAAAGUAAAACCUGAACUGUGACAUCUAAAUCCACGUGUCGACAUCAGCAGGUUUUACUGUUAAAUGUCCGUUUCUGAGCCGAUAACUUCACACUGGAAGCCGCCGCAUAAACUCGAGUUUUCAAUCAUCGUCGUCCGUGUUGUUAAUGUCGUCUUGUUUGUGAAAGUUGGAUAUUUAUCUCUUUAUUCAGAAAACCACGCAGAAGUCCUGUAACGGAUUCCAGAAUGGCCUUGAAUCUUUUCCGGCUGCAGCUCGUCUGCACCCAGGAGGUUUUUUUUGUUUUUAAUAAGGUGCUUUGUAUAAAAGAAAAAAAGAGACGUGACACUAAGGUUUAUUACAGAUGUUGUGUAUAUCUUUGAUAUUCUAAUGUUUAUCCUAUUUUGGAGGAGAGUGUGACGUCUGUUGGUUCUGCACAGGGUCUGAUCUUUGCUUUGUAACUUUCCCCUCAUGGCUAAAAGUAUGUUAGAGAUUUUCUAGCUUUGUAGAGACUUUGUACGCACAUGCUAUUCAGUUUAAAUAAAUGGUCAAUUCUAAACUGUG